CUUCAUUCUCAAAAUUGCAUUGAUUGAUGAUCAUUUAUGUUUGUGACCACAACUUUCCGUCGUUGCUUCUCUAAAGAGCCUCAACAUUCUCUUCUUUCCGGCCUUUCCAAAACAAGUCAGCUUAGCAACACUCAUUCGGCAAAGACUUUUGAUGUUUCUGCAAUUGACAAACUGUUCACACCUCCAAGUUCCACUGGUAGUGGUGGAAAGAAUAGACGCAUCAUAGGUCCUAGUAAGCCAAAGGAAUAUGCGUUUACCUUAGAACAACUGAUGCAGUGCAGAGUGCAUAUGGGACACGUGACUGAAAAGUGGAACCCCAAGAUGGGACGGUAUAUAUUGGGUGAACGCAAUGGGAUUCACAUUAUCAACUUGGAAUAUACUUGGACACACUUGAGAAGAGCACUGCGAGUUAUCCGUGAAAUGGUGGCCUUGGAUGGAUUUGUGUUGUGGUUACCUCCGAAACGAAAUGAGUUGGCGUCUGUUGCAAGGAAGAUUGCUGAACAAGGAGAGGCGUUUAUGUUGGAUGGUCGAUGGAUACCUGGAACACUUACCAAUCCUCUUGGAUCGGGUCAGGCCAAAAAGUUUCGUUACAAAUUACCAGAUAUGUUGUUUUGUUUAGACUGUCGUUUCCAUACAGUUGCGUUGAAAGAAGCCCAAAUGACCGGAGUACCUAGUGUAGGAAUCGUGGAUACUGAUUGUGAUCCUGGACAAGUGACUUAUCCUAUUCCUGGUAAUGAUGAGUCUGCUUUAGCCAUCUCACUGUAUUGUCAAUUGGUGGUGCAUGCAGUUGGUGAAGGAAGGUCACUGUCAAAAGGUAGAAUGGAAAUCAAACCUAAUAGACCUCGACAGCCUCCUAAUACUUCAAGACUUUUGACUCCAACAACUUUUUAAAUAGGAAAAGAGUCGGUCACA
Molecule: messenger RNA, 912 nt
Organism: Galdieria sulphuraria
Lineage: Eukaryota; Rhodophyta; Bangiophyceae; Galdieriales; Galdieriaceae
Product: 30S ribosomal protein S2 (plastid) isoform 1
Exons: 4
Coding region: 37-891 (284 amino acids)
Biological process (GO): translation
Cellular component (GO): mitochondrial small ribosomal subunit; ribosome
Molecular function (GO): structural constituent of ribosome
Source: RefSeq, a predicted model, not a curated record